CUGAUCACAGUUUUUCGGCCUCGGCUGCAGAGUAAGAAAACAGAAAAUGACGGUACCAAAUCAAAGUGAGUACACGAAUAUAGAGUUGUCCACGCUCGAGAUAGCAAGCACCAAUAAGACAGAUACCAUUUACUCUAUCAAACCGGAUUUUAUAACGCAAUGGCGACAAAAGAAAGAGCGCGAAAAUAUUUGCAAAUCUAUAUUCAAUCGUUUUGUCGAGCACACCGAGUGUAAGCGCCUCUUAGAGGCCGCUCAGCUCUAUCAUCCUUUCAUUGGCGAGAACGGUGAGCUGAGCAUGUGGAACUAUGACGGGGAAAUGGACAUGCUGAUGGCCUACAAUAAUCGUAGCCUGAACCAGAGCCUGUUGGAAGAUUACACGAAUGCUACCACACACGAGCCAACGCCAUCGCAGGUUCUGCCACCUUUUGCGCUCUGGCAGAGCAUACUGAUCGCGUUGUGCUUGUCGAUCUGCAUCAUUCUAACGAUAGGCGGCAACGUGCUUGUGCUGCUCGCUUUCAUUGUGGAUCGGAAUAUUAGACAGCCGAGCAAUUAUUUUAUUGCUUCAUUGGCCGCAACGGAUGUGCUAAUCGGUUCGGUCUCAAUGCCCUUCUACACCAUAUACGUGCUAAUGGGCUACUGGGAUUUGGGUCCGCUGUUGUGUGAUCUUUGGUUGUCUGUAGACUACACAGUGUGUCUGGCAUCGCAGUAUACAGUUCUACUGAUAACCAUCGACCGUUAUUGUUCGGUAAAGAUCGCUGCCAAGUACCGUAGCUGGCGUACGAGAAAACGUGUAAUCUAUAUGGUCACCAUAACCUGGAUCAUACCAGCGCUUUUGUUUUUCAUAUCCAUAUUUGGCUGGGAGCAUUUCACGGGCAAACGUGACCUCUUACCGGGCCAGUGUGCUGUGCAAUUUCUCAAGGAUCCCGUUUUCAAUACAGCGCUUAUUAUUGGCUAUUACUGGACUACACUUGUGGUGUUGUUCGUGCUGUAUGGUGGUAUAUAUCGCACCGCUUACGAAAUGCAGAAACGUAGCGAGGCCAAACAGCGAAAAAUGCAAUCGAUGGUGGCGCUGAGCGCGGGCGCCAUGUCCGGCAUGGCGGGCCAUGCAGCAGGCAUAGGAGUCAUCGAAGAAAAGAUAUUGAAAACCCAGGUAGAGAUCGGCGGCAUAACGAGCAAGGAUGGUAGCAUUUGCAGUGGUGGUAUUAAGCGUGGAUCCGGCCAGAUGAACCCCAUGACGCAAGCAGAAGCCAUCAACGGCACAGUAGCCGAAGCCAUCAAUGAACAACGUCGCAUUUCCGAAUGCAAAACGGAAAACGGCAAGCGUGAUGGAAAUUCAGGUGAAACAGAAAAGAGUGAACGAUCGAGUAGCCCGGCCUUCGAUUCCGAUGAGGAAAGUUCUGUCAAUCAAACGCAGCAAUUGGCUAAUCAGCAAAAACUAGCAAAUCUGCGUAAGCGCUCUUCAAUUGGACUGGUGUUCGGCGCACAGGCGGCGUUGAUAGCUACGCGUAGUAAAGGCAUGGAAGAUUUUGUCAAGCUGCGGCGAGAGAGUUGCAUAGAAGCUAUAAGCCUGCUUACUCUCAGCGAUCAAGCCAAGUUGGGCGAUGAUACGGCGAUCUCCAAAGAUAUACGACGCAGUUCGAGCCCACUGGAGACGCAUACGCGACGCACAUCCACCACAACAGCUGCCGCAGCGCCCUCCGUAACCACCGUGACACUGUCAAUGCAAAAUCAAGUAACGACAACCGUUACUACUGCUGCGCCACCAGCGCAGCUGGAAAAAAUCGAUGAACGCGAAACAUCCGAGGCGACUACAACCAUCAACAAAAACGACGCGAACACGGAAAAAAAUUUAGGUGCCGAUUCCACAGACGCCUGCGCCAGUAGUCUCACACAAAAUGCAAACACUACCAGCACGGUAUUGGUGGCAGGCGCCGGCAUCAGCACGACCUGCGGCAGCAGUAGUAGCACUUCGAAUACCAACAACAAGCCAUCAAGUGUUAAAUCGCACACACAAGCCGGUGGUGAAGUAACCAGCCGAAAUUCAAGUAAACGAGACUUCAUCCAAUCUAUAGGCAAGCAUUUCAAAAGUAAAAAGAAGUUGCCCAUAAUCAGGGGUGGACGACAGAAAUCGAAAUCAGAGAAUCGAGCGCGCAAAGCGUUUCGUACGAUCUCCUUUAUACUCGGCUGUUUCGUGGCGUGUUGGACGCCAUACCAUGUGUUGGCGCUGGUGGAAGGCUUCUGUCGAAAUCCACCCUGCACAAAUGAGCAUCUCUAUAUGUUUUCGUACUUUCUCUGCUAUGCAAAUAGUCCGAUGAACCCAUUUUGCUAUGCGCUCGCGAAUCAGCAAUUCAAGAAGACUUUUACGCGCAUACUCAAAGGAGACUUUCAUAUGACAUAAGGAAUUGUGGCAAGGAAAACGGGAGCCGGUAAGUGUAUGGCCGGUAGGGGGUGGUGGGGGUAUUAGAAAGAAAUGCAGCUCUCUUAAAAUGCGUUUUCGAGUGACCAAGUGUAUGUAUGUAUUUAUAUGCUGUUUUUGAUUUUUCUUAAAGAUUACGAGUACUGAAAUAUAUUUGACAACCACGGUUUGGUGUGACACCUAAUGAGCCCUAGGAACUAUGCACCAGUUGCCGGGGUUGUCAGAUAUGUUGAAAUUUUUGUUUUGUAGAAAACGCUUUUGGAAGAGUUGCUCAUCUCAGCUUUCGUGCAACUAUGAUACAAAACUGCAACGUGCUAGAGGUAUGAGCGAGGAGAGUUUAUGGUGCCAGAGAAAGGGUAUCAUGGAUUAGUAUAAGUUUGCACAGGAGAGCCAUGUAUGUAUAUAUAUAUAUAUGUAUGUACGCGUGUGUGCGAACAAAGGGAAUGCGUGUUUCAGAAGGAUCUUCUUAGUGCAUUAUAGUUGGCUGUAUUGUGCGAGCGGCGCGUCUGAUGAAUUUUUACGUACAUACACUGUAGGUGAUAUGUUAUUGGAGCGUUGCUCGCAUGCCAUA
Rhagoletis zephyria (snowberry fruit fly) is the source of this 2987-nucleotide messenger RNA. RefSeq names its product muscarinic acetylcholine receptor M2-like. Gene Ontology annotation, biological process: chemical synaptic transmission; adenylate cyclase-inhibiting G protein-coupled acetylcholine receptor signaling pathway; G protein-coupled receptor signaling pathway, coupled to cyclic nucleotide second messenger. Gene Ontology annotation, molecular function: G protein-coupled acetylcholine receptor activity; G protein-coupled serotonin receptor activity. The record is from RefSeq and is a predicted model, not a curated record. Lineage: Eukaryota; Metazoa; Arthropoda; Insecta; Diptera; Tephritidae. Gene Ontology annotation, cellular component: plasma membrane; dendrite; synapse.